Molecule: messenger RNA, 1272 nt
Organism: Sabethes cyaneus
Lineage: Eukaryota; Metazoa; Arthropoda; Insecta; Diptera; Culicidae
Product: L-dopachrome tautomerase yellow-f-like
Exons: 5
Coding region: 1-1272 (423 amino acids)
Cellular component (GO): extracellular region
Source: RefSeq, a predicted model, not a curated record
AUGGGUCAAUUCUGGUUGUUGAUAGCUACAGCAGAGUUGUUUAUCCCGAUAGCCUAUUGCGAAAAAAUUCAAGAAGUUUUUCACUGGAAACAGCUUGCUCACCAAAAGGAUGUCCUAGCAGACGCAGCAGACAUUAUUUUCAAUGAACAAAAUCCGACAUCCCAGCUAAACGAAUCUUUUGCAAGUUACGUAAACGUCCCGAUGGGAGUAACGCAUCACAAGGGUCGAUUGUUCAUCACUGUUCCAAGAAGAUUUCCAGGAGUUCCUGCUACGCUAAACGUGAUCGAUAUUUCCAGUGUCGCCAAAGGUGACAUGAGUCCACCAUUGAGAGCAUAUCCCGAUUACCUAAUCAACCAACUACAUAGUGACUACCAUGCAGACCGAAAACGCAUCGUUUCGGUUUACCGUUCCAAAGUAGAUCACUGCAAUCGUCUAUGGUUUGUUGAUACCGGGAGACUGGAAUAUCCCAACAAUACCAUACAAGUACAACGGCCGCAGUUGUGGAUUAUAGAUCUUAUACGGGAUCGAAAAAUUCGUAGCUUUGAGAUUCCAGAAACAAUUGUACAACCUGGUGAUGGUAUGGCAAGCUUGGUGGUAGACGUAGAUACUGAGAACUGCGAUAAAGCCUUCGCAUACAUUCCUGAUCUGGUUCAAGGGGCCAUUUAUGUCUACAGUUUUGAAGCAAAUCGAAUGUGGGCCUUCAAACAUACCUCAUUUCAGCAAAACCCGCAAAAGGCCAACUUCUACGUUGCAGGCUUGCGCUUUGUGUGGGAUGAUGGGAUAUUUUCAAUCACACUGGGUAAAAGAGAUCCGUUAACGAAGGCGAGACCAGUUUACUACCAUCCAAUGGUGAGCACAUCGGAAUUUACUACCAGCAGCCAAAUACUGCAAAACGAAUCGGUGGCUAAUGUCGGGGACUACGAACACCUAUUUCAACUGCUGGGUGAUCGUGGUCCGAACAGCCAAUCGACUAUGCACUACUUUGACGAGGAAACCGGUGUAAUUUUUUUUGCCGAAGUUAACCGAAAUGCGAUAGGAUGCUGGAAUACUAAGAAUGAAUUUACAGCAGAGAACUACGACACAAUCUUCCUGGAUCAUCAACAUCUAGUCUACCCUGGGGAUCUUAACGCCGAUGCUGACGGAAUCAUUUGGGUGUUGGCGAACAAUUUGCCUACCUGGCUUUAUUCACGGCUGGAUGAAAACAGAUAUAACUUUCAUGUGUGGCGACUAACACCGCGAGAGGCAAUAAUCGGAACUAAAUGUCAAAACUAG